AUUCGUUUAUUUAUAUUAUAAUCUGAGCACAUACUUGCGCUCUAUCUAGGCGAUAAGUGUCUUAUCUACAAUCGCGUCAGCUUACGACAUCAUUACAUAUCUAAGAUAGUAUAUAUAUUUAAAAAAUAAAACAGUAAGAGCACUUGUUUUGUGUUUAAAAUGAUUCUUCAAGUUAUAUUUAUAGUGUUUUUAUUUUUGUUAUUUCUUAAAUUAUAUCAGAAAAUAACAUGUGGUGUAUGCAAAUCGAGUGUUCAUAUGAUGGGAAAAGUUGUUAUUGUGACCGGUGGAAACUGCGGCAUUGGCUUCGAGACAGCGAAGAACUUAGCCGAGCGGGGAGCACGAGUUAUUAUCGCCUGUCGCAGCGUUGCACGAGGAGAAAAAGCAGUUAAUGAAAUCAUAGCAGCAACUGGAAAUAAAAACGUACUUCACAGACAGCUUGAUUUUUCCACAUUCAGAUCCAUACGCGAGUUUUGUGAUUAUAUAUAUAAAACAGAAGAGCGUGUUGAUGUCCUUAUCAACAACGCGGGCGCCGGAGGGCUUGGCAACAAGAAGACUGAAGAUGGGAAUCACGUUGGAAUGCAGGUCAAUUAUUACGGUCCUUUCCUUUUGACUAAUCUUAUGCUGCCGUUAUUAAAAAAAUCGGCGCCGAGUCGAAUAAUAAAUGUAUCAUCGAUGGCACACAAAUACGCUGAAAUGGAUUUCGAAAAUUUAAACAUGGAAAAAUAUUGGAGUGAUUAUCUAGUUUAUGCUAACAGCAAAUUAUUUUUGAAUUUAAUGACGCUGGAAUUAAGUAAAAGGUUGGAAGGGACUGGUGUUACAGUAAAUUGUUUACAUCCAGGCGCUGCGCCUACCAAUAUAUUUAGAAACAUUAAAACUAAGUUUAUUCGUAACAUAGUGAUGAUGGUUUUAGAGAUCCUAUUUAAAUCUGUUUGGGAAGCCGCACAAACUUCCAUAUAUCUGGCUGUAUCGCCGGAAGUAAAUGAUGUAAGUGGUCGCUACUUCGUAGAUUGUAAAGAGAAGAAACCCUCUAAACUGUCGCAGGACGGAGAAAUCGCUAAGAAAUUAUGGAUCGAAACAGAAAAGCUAGUAAAAUAGUGUUUCAUAGUAAAAAAUAUUUUAUUCAUAGUUUGGCUAUUUAUUGUUAUUAUUGUUGAUUAUUAAAAACUUUCUUGAUUAAUCAAGGAGGUUUUAUAAUUACCACAGACUUGAACACAUUAUAUAUAGUUAAAAUUUUACCUUGUUUUUUUGUUAUAUUUUGGGCAAACUUAGAACUUUGAAUGUUUAUUAUAGAUUCAUCAAGUUGUUAUUAAUUUUAAAAGUUUAAGUCACCAUUGGGUAUAAAGAGCUUCCCUAGCUUCUAUAAGUUUUUAUUUGUCUUUGAAAAUUUUGCGAAAAUCGUUUCAGCUGUUUGCAAGACAAACAGACAAAUAUAAUUGGUAACUUUGGGUCUUUUGUUUUAGAAAAUUGUUAUAUUAUCUUGUGGUAUUAUUUAUGUGAAACCAUAAGGUUUUGUAUCUGAAUUAUGUACAUUGUUACAGUUAAAUUGCACGAGCAUUUUUAGAAGUGUAAAUAUUGUUUCCUUAAUUUAUAAACUAUUUACUGUACCUACUACAUUUAGCAUAUUAAUUAUUCUCAUUACAUUUAAUUGGAAUUUCUUAUCUUAAUAGCUGCUGUCAAUUACGCUGUUUUAUUGGUGCGUUUAGUUCCACGUUCUUCGCUAUUCAAGAAUCUUAAAAAUAUUUUAAUUAACUCAGACAAUUUACGAGUAUGCUCUGCUCGCAUUCAUAAUGUCUAUUUUUCAUCUUAUCAGUAAUUGCUCUCACAAUUUUCCAAUCAACCAGAAAAUGCUACAGUUAAUUUAAUAGUAAUUUAAGAGUGUUAUUAUAGGACUUUGUGGGUAUUAUUUUAAGAGCUUUUGUAAAUCAUGACAAUGAAUUUUUAUGUUCUAAUUAUAGUAGAAAACAUUAUCAACACCUGUUGUGUAUUUUUUCUAUUGUAUUAUUCAUAAUCAGUGAUAUUUUUUGUAUGUAAAAGAUUAUUUCGACGAUAAUAUGAUAAUUUGACUCAAUUUUAAUGAAUAUAGAUGUCUACGUAUAUGUUAUAAAUUUUAUCGUUUUUUACUAUGUCAGUUUUAUUUGAAAAUGUUUUUAACAUAACGAUGUCGGAAAUCAUUAAAUAUGCUUAUAAUUUAAAUAAGCAUAUUAUAUGAUUUUGACAUACUUAUAAAAUAAUGUUUACCGAAUAUGUUGUCAUGCCAUGUCAGAAUAAUAUUGAAAUUAUACCCGUAACUGAUA
Messenger RNA from Danaus plexippus (monarch butterfly), 2294 nucleotides. RefSeq names its product retinol dehydrogenase 13-like. NCBI's taxonomy places the organism in Eukaryota, Metazoa, Arthropoda, Insecta, Lepidoptera, Nymphalidae. Gene Ontology annotation, molecular function: oxidoreductase activity. The transcript has a single exon. The record is from RefSeq and is a predicted model, not a curated record. Bases 160 to 1095 code for a protein of 311 amino acids.